This is a messenger RNA of Penicillium malachiteum, 1497 nucleotides long. RefSeq names its product putative UBX domain protein. The transcript is spliced from 2 exons. The record is from RefSeq and is a predicted model, not a curated record. Bases 1 to 1497 code for a protein of 498 amino acids. Gene Ontology annotation, molecular function: protein binding. NCBI's taxonomy places the organism in Eukaryota, Fungi, Ascomycota, Eurotiomycetes, Eurotiales, Aspergillaceae.
AUGAGCGCCCAUGUCGUGGUAAUAGACUCGACAGCCAGACGAGCAACAGUUAAGACGACACCGACCAAACAUCUCACAGACAUUUUACAAGAGGCAUGCUCGAAGUUUGGGUACAAUGCCAAUCAAUAUGGCCUCAAGCACAAUCGCAAACAACUGGAUAUGUCUCUUUCUUUCCGUCUCUCAGGCCUUAGCUCUGGUGCAAAGCUAGAGCUUGUUCAGCUUUCCCGAUCUCCCUCCGUUGUCACAGUUGCCCUUCAACUGCCAGAAUCCGAAGCUCGUGGUGCCCCAAACGGACGUAUAAUGGACAAGUUUCCAAGCACAACUACUCUCUGGUUAGUGCUGCGCAAGUUUGAAGCGGGAGUAGCAGGAAGUGGACCUGUACGAAACCUUACAGCACGAGGAUUACCCGCUACGAAUGGUGGGGACUCUGGCUCUGGACGGUUGUUCUAUGAGAUUCCCGUUCUUAGGAUCUUGGAGCGCGAGCUGUCAAGCUUCACGGAUUUACAGAAGUCGCUUGCACAGUUAGGUUUCAAUAGCGGAAACGUGUUGAUCCGCCUCGGCUUUCGACUAACUGAGGAGCCUCUCGAGGAAGCUAUGGUGAAGAUUGGCGAGUACUUCCAAUCAAGCGGGGAUGAUACACCAGUGCAACCACAGAACACAGCCACUCCAGCUCCUGUAAAAGAGAACAACGAAGAGAUGAUUUCACAGGAGCCCCAAAGUGAACCAGUUUCCUCGUCUAUACCUGAGCCAGCUACUUCCACUGCGCCCUCAGCAGCUCCGGAGCAGUCUGCUUCAACAUCUGAACGACACAUCACCGUCUUCUCCCCUCCAUCUGACGACACACCAUCAUCUGCACAACUCUCAUACCAUGAAGAAGACUAUAUUCCCUCCAUUGAACAUGCCAAAGCCCACCAACGACAGCUCAAUGAACUAUCCCGCCCACAGCGUCUACCAACAGACGCCGAAAUCGCCGCCAAGGUCGCCGCCGAAGAAAAGCGCCGUGCAGACAUCCGCGAGAUCGAUGUGAAAGUACGCUUUCCAGAUCAGAGUCAGGUAGUGACCAAGUUCGGACCAAGUGAUUCAGGCCAGUCUCUUUAUGACUUUGUUCGCGGUUGUCUGGCACCCACCUAUACCGAGAUACAAUUCGCUUUGAAUGCUUUUGUCACUACAGCCGCUCGAGCUGGACACGCCCAUGCCAUCCCGAACGACAAAACUCUUCUGAUCAAGGAACUUCGUCUGCAAGGUCGAGUCUUGAUCAAUUUCACAUGGGCCGAUAACGCAAGCUCAGCGAUCCAUCAGAAACGAACCAAUCUCCUGCGCCCGGAGCUUCGUAGUCAGGCUCAGGAACUGAAGAUUGAACAACCACCGGAUGUCAUCGAGGAGCCCGCGGCACCAAAAGCCGAAGCAGGCCCUAGUGGUACUACAGAUUCAGGAAAGCCUGUACCUAAGAAGACCGGCGGUGUACCCAAGUGGUUGAAGCUUCCUGGAAAGAAAUGA